CUCAGCCCUUCUCAGAUUCGGCUCUGUGAGCUUCGUUCCCUUCCGUAGGCUCACUCCUUGCCUCUCUCUCUGUCCUCUUUGUGGGUGCCAUGGUGCUCCCUUUAUGUGGUAUGCACGGCUGGUUGGCACUCUCCCCUAAUUACCUCUACUUGGGGCCAUCAGCGUCGGGGUACAGCGUCUGUACUCCCAGCCGAGGGAGCCAACGUCGCGGCACCUCUAUCACCAACUCCCCGGGGUAGACCUCCCGGGCGGGAUACUAUGGAACCCCGUUUGGGUCUUUGCGUGUCAAAAAGAUACACGUCAAAUAACACAAUUUGACACGUCAAAUAAGCUUCUUUACCAAUCAGGACCUGAAUAUGACUCCACGUCACAUAAUAUUUUAACACGUUCAUUAAUUUUGUACGUAGUUAUUACACAUUGAUUUCACUCUCACUCGCAUUUCAUAUGUCACAACGAUUCACCGAUACGUAUGCUAUGAGUCAUAGAUUUUGUCACUGAUGAUAACAUUUGCAUAAAGGUCGUUUUUGGACUCCGCCCAAGUCCUGAUGAAUGACGUUCACUCAACUUCUGUUCUUCUGAGGUAAAAUUAGCUAGCUAGUUAACAAUGGUGUCUUAAUUUCUCGAAAAUUGUAAAUCUACCAUCUCUGAUUGCACCAGAAUGCUGCUCACGGACAGAAGAGAUGGACUUCAACCACCAAUAGCCAGUAUCCUAUCAAGCGCCUUUGGWGGGAAGGCGGUAUCACAUCACCAAGGAGCAGCUUGAGUUCCUCAUAGAUUGUCAUAUGACCAUCAGACAAAUGGCAGAUGUUCUCAAUGUGUCGCACUCUGUGGGCCAGGGGCGCAUGAGGAAUUCCACAAUGUCUCUGGCUAAGCCUGCAAUGCGAGGACUCCUUGGGAAGCGUCUGCGGUUCCAUUUGCCCAUUGCCUUCGCUCUGUCAUUGGUGGCUGCAGCAGCUUUCAAGUACGGUGUAACAGAGCCCAGGAAACAGGCCUAUGCCAAUUUCUACAAACAAUAUGACACCACAAAGGAGUUCAACAACAUGAGGGAAGCUGGCGUUUUUGAAAGUGUUAGGCCAACUGGCAAAUAAAACCCUCUGGUGUCCCAUUGUGCAUUCCUGGUCUGAUGUUCCAGCUCUGAUUUACUCAUCGAACACUGCGGUUAUGUUCUCGUGAAUAAAUUAUUCUCUAUGGGUG
Messenger RNA from Salvelinus sp. IW2-2015, 1194 nucleotides. RefSeq names its product cytochrome c oxidase subunit 6C-1-like. NCBI's taxonomy places the organism in Eukaryota, Metazoa, Chordata, Actinopteri, Salmoniformes, Salmonidae. The record is from RefSeq and is a predicted model, not a curated record. The transcript has 5 exons. Bases 783 to 1088 code for a protein of 101 amino acids.